Messenger RNA from Stylonychia lemnae, 3042 nucleotides. The record is from the annotation of a GenBank genome assembly. Lineage: Eukaryota; Ciliophora; Spirotrichea; Sporadotrichida; Oxytrichidae.
AUGCAGCGCUUCGAGGACGAGAAAGAAGACGAUAGCUUUAGGAAUGAUGACUAAAAUAAUCAAGAUGCUUUCUAAAAUAAUAACCAAAAUCAUUAGAAUCCUGAUCUCAAAAGAUCAUCUGAACCAGAUUUACUAGAUCAAAUCCCAAAUUUACGUAGGAUUAAGAUUGACGGCAAGUAUAAAGAUGGGUAAAAGAGCGAAAGAUUCCCAGGAAACUCCAUUUCUAAUUAAAAAUACUCAACUUGGAAUUUCGUUCCAGUUGUACUCUUUAAUUAGUUCAAGUUCUUUUUUAACUUGUUCUUCUUGUGUGUGUCCAUAUCUCAGUUCUUUGAAUCUUUGAGAGUUGGAUUCUUGUUUACAUUUCUUGCUCCUUUAGUUUUUGUAUUAUUGCUAACUAUGGCUAAAGAGGGAUAUGAUGAUUAUUAAAGAUAUUAGAGAGAUAAGAUCAUGAAUACUAAAGUUUAUAAGAAGAUUGAUAAGAAUUCUAAGUUAACUAUUGAAGUGCAGUCUAAAGAUCUCAAAGUAGGAGAUGUGAUUUAUGUUUAAAGUAAUGAGAGAGUUCCAGCAGAUUUGGUUUUGCUCUAUACUACAGACAAAUCUGGCACAGUCUUUAUUAGAACAGAUUAAUUAGAUGGGGAGACAGACUGGAAGGUAAGAAGACCUGUCACAUUCACUUAAAAUUAAAUUGAAAGACCAGAAGAAAUAUUAUUUAUGGAUAAUGCUGAGAUUAAAUGUGAAGGUCCAACAAACUUGAUUUAUGAAUUCGCUGGACUCUUUGAAAAUCAUGUGAGAAAUGGACAUGAAUCAAGGGAGGCCUUAAGUCUAGAAAAUACGCUUUGGGCAGAAACAGUAUUAGCCUCUUAAGGUUUUAUUGUAGGAAUAGUGGUAUACACAGGAAGGUCCACUAGGUCUUAAAUGAAUUAAAAGCUACCAACUACAAAGCAAUGUCAACUAGACAGAGAGAUUAACUAUCUGAGCAAGAUUUUAUUCGUUUUAGUGCUCAUUCUUUCAAUGUCUAUAGUACUAUUGAAUGGUUUUCAUGGUGAUUGGUUAAUGUUUUACUUUAGAAUAGUUCUAUUACUUUCAAGUAUCAUUCCUAUUAGUCUCAGAGUGAAUCUAGAUCUUGCUAAAAUGUGGUACUCUUAUUGUAUUAACCAAGAUGAUUAAAUUCCAGGUACAGUGGCUAGAAAUUCAACUAUUCCUGAGGAAUUAGGUAGAAUUCAGUUCCUUAUUACUGAUAAAACUGGAACUUUAACUUAAAAUGAUAUGAUUUGCAAAAGAAUAAUGACUGAAUUUGCUCAGUUUUCAUCAGAUGACACUGCAGAAGAUUUGAAGGAACUCAUAUUUAAAAAUUGCAGAUUGUUUGGGGAAGGUCCUUGUGGUGACUAUGAUAUUAUCACUGCUAAAGUUCAAACAAGAAGAAGAGAAUAGCAUCAAAUUUGCAGAGAUAUGCUUACAGCAUUGACAAUCUGCAACAAUGUAACUCCAGUUCACUAAGAUCCCGCAGUGCAAGUCCCUCAGGCUCAUAAGAAUGCUGAUAUUAGCAAUUUCGGAAGUUCAAGAAGAGCUUCAAAUAAUACUCCUCAACACUCUCAAGAUAGAAUAAACCAGGAUAAGUCUGAUGAACCAAUUUUACAAGCGAGCAGUCCAGAUGAAAUAGCUCUAGUUAAGUUUGCUAUUGAUAUGAAUAUGUAUUUGCUUGAAAGAGAUAGAGCUUAAGUUUAAAUUAAGAACUCUGACAAUAAAUAUGAAAAUUAUGAGGUUUUGGCUAAUUUUCCGUUUUCCAGUGAAACUAAGAAAAUGUCCAUUCUAGUAAGGUAAAAGGAUACUGGUAGAAUAAUUUACUAUGUCAAAGGAGCUGAGGUAGUAAUGGAGACUAAAGUUAAACCUGCCUAAAGAGCACCACUUCUUGAAUUCUGUGAGAGUCUCGCAAUGGAAGGAUUAAGAACUCUUGUUAUAGCAUAGAAAGUACUAACUGCACAUGACUGUGAGUUAUUUUUACAAAAUUACAAAGCGGCAGCAAGUAGACUAAAGCAAAGAGAACAAUUUAUUCAAGCAGCAGUUUCUGAAUUAGAACAUGAUCUUGAAUUCCUUGGAGUAACAGGAGUUGAGGAUAAAUUAUAAAAUAAUGUUUAGCUAACAAUUGAGUCAUUAAAAUCAGCUGGAAUAUAAGUUUGGAUGUUGACUGGAGACAAAGUAGAGACUGCCACUAGUAUAGCAAUUAGUGCAGGUCUCAAGAGUAGAAGACAUUAACUAUAUUUUAUGAGAGAAUUAGACGAUCCUAAGCUUGUCUAAGAUCAUCUUAAGGAAUUCGCACCAAAGGUUCUAACUACAGUUCUAAUUAUUGAUGGUAAAACUUUGGAUACCAUCUUGAAAAACAAUGAUACCGAGCAAGCUUUCUUUGAGAUUUCAAUUAAAGCACCUUGCGUUUGCGUUUGUAGAUGUAGUCCCACGCAAAAAGCAAGAAUAUGCUAAUUACUUAAAUUGUAUACUAAUGGAAUGAGAAUAGCAGGAGUUGGAGACGGAGGUAAUGAUGUCGGAAUGAUCCUUGAAGCAGAUGUGGGUAUUGGUAUUGUUGGUAAAGAAGGAAUGCAAGCCUCUUUGGCAUCUGAUUUUUCAAUUAUGGAAUUCGGCUCACUUAGAAAGCUAAUCUUAUGGCAUGGAAGACUAUCUUACAAGAGAUCCGCAGUUUUGUCCUAGUUCGUCAUCCAUAGAGGUCUUAUCAUAUCAGUUAUUCAAGGCAUUUUUAUCAUAUUAUUCUACUUCGUUGCCAUCCCUGUUUACAACGGUUUCUUGAUGUUAGGAUAUGCUACCAUAUAUACUAGUCUGCCAGUGUUUUCACUAGUCUUUGAUAGAGAUGCAAACGUAGAUGCAGUCUUGAAAUUCCCUCCUCUGUAUAAAACUCUUUAAAAAGGAAGAAAUCUAAACUUUAAGACAUUCUGCAUCUGGGUUUGGAAAUCACUUUUCUAGGUAAUCUUUAAACUUUAUAAUGUUGUUGUAGGGAUCAGUAAUUAUCAUGUUCUCUAUAUUGUUCUUCAAUGA